AUGCAGCCCUCAUUGUUCCUUCUCGGCCUCCUUGCCCGUCUCGUUUCUGCCCACGGCAAAAUCACCGUCGUGACGGGCAACGCAGGCGGCAACGGCACAGCCUUGGGCAUCCAGGGCGGCGUUAUCCCCAGUGAAGGCAACAGUGGCAAGGCCCAAUCCGACACAACAAUAUUCUCUUCAACCAAACUCCUCUCCGCCGGCCUCGGCAAGACCACCGGCUCCGGAAAGAACACCAUAUCCAUGCUCGUCGACGCCAUGGCCCUCUCCGGCCCGAUCCUGCCCCAAAUCACCCCCGGCGGCUCUCUCUCCGGCACCUGGCGCAUCGUGACGGCCGACGGAGCCGGCCCGAUUGGCGCCGUCAUCGACCCGACCGCUAAAGGCAACUUCACAACGGGGAUCCCGCUGACCGUCGUGCAGCAGGUGCCGGGUUACAAGGGGAACUUCAUCUUCCCCGAGGACCAGAAGGUCGAAGAAAAGAGGAGUAUCUUCCGUCGGGCGAUGGAUGCCGCCAGCUCGGUGGUGCUGAGCAAGAGGGCUGCGCGGACGGUGCAACAGGACUUUGCGUUUGAGUUUGCCGUACCGGCGAAUGUGACGUGCAAUGGUGUGAUUGCGGGGUUGAGGGGGGUUUGUUUGGUGAAGAUUGCGAAUGCGCACAAGGCUGGGCCGUUUGGAGGUGUUGUGGCCGUGCAGAUGGCGACGGCUUCAGAGGGGGCUAAGUGUUCUAGGGAAUUUAGGGCUUGA
Thermochaetoides thermophila DSM 1495 is the source of this 741-nucleotide messenger RNA. RefSeq lists its product as uncharacterized. The transcript is spliced from 2 exons. Bases 1 to 741 code for a protein of 246 amino acids. The record is from RefSeq and is a predicted model, not a curated record. NCBI's taxonomy places the organism in Eukaryota, Fungi, Ascomycota, Sordariomycetes, Sordariales, Chaetomiaceae.